This is a messenger RNA of Funneliformis geosporum, 882 nucleotides long. Lineage: Eukaryota; Fungi; Glomeromycota; Glomeromycetes; Glomerales; Glomeraceae. The record is from the annotation of a GenBank genome assembly.
AUGCCUUUAGCGAAAGGAGAAUAUUUUUCAUGUAGCAAAUAUAAACUAUUUAUUUGUUAUAAUUGCUUUUGGGAUUGGUAUGCUCGUAAAGGUUUUUGGAAAGUUAUUCCUGAUGAGAAGUCAUCUUGUAAUACUAGUAUAGCCAUUACUAAAGUAUCUGAACCUUUAGAAGAAAGAUUUGAGAAAUUCAGCUUGGUUAAUAGCAUGAUAAAGAAGAGAAAAUUCAUGGCCCAAACCCAAAUGUUAUAUACUGGCCAAAAAAUAGGCAUUGAUAUAAACAUGGUAGUCUUUACUCAUAUGAAUGCACUAGCUAAAGACUUCCAAAAUGACCAUAAGGUAAAAGCCCAGACUUGGUAUAGCUUCUUUAGGUGGAAUGAUGUAGGGGAGUAUAUUCUUGAAAUAUUUAUUAACUAUUUGUUAGAACAGAAAUGCCAAGUAAUUUGCUAUGGAAACGAUGCUCAGCCUUUACCAUUCUUUGGAGAAAUGCCCCAUAACUGGUUAAAAGAGCAAGCUGAUUACUAUGAGAAAGCCAAAAGAUGGACACAAACAAAUUGUCUUGUUCCGAUCUUUGGCUCAUCCAAAAAAAAGGAAUUAGUGAAAAAUGAUAUAAUACACUUGCCCUUAAAUACACUCCUUGACAAAUUCUUAAAAGAUAUGUUAGCAGAUAAAAAAGUCAUAGAUUGGGAACUUGGAUAUGCUAUGACUAUUUACACUAGUCAAGGAAUGACCCUUAAAGCUUCACAGAGUGUUUGGGUCAUCGAUGAAAACCUAGUCUGGGAUAACCUAAUAUAUUUAGCAAUUGAGGAGGCAAAAAAAAAUAGACAGCUAGAGCAUGAAUUGAAACCAUCUAUUCAGGAAAAACUUAUCAGAUAUAUGGGUUAG